This is a messenger RNA of Nerophis lumbriciformis (worm pipefish), 678 nucleotides long. Its product is annotated as nuclear transport factor 2-like. Lineage: Eukaryota; Metazoa; Chordata; Actinopteri; Syngnathiformes; Syngnathidae. The record is from RefSeq and is a predicted model, not a curated record. Gene Ontology annotation, biological process: nucleocytoplasmic transport.
GCGCACGCGCACGCGGCUCUAUAACGUUCGACUCGUAAGUGACGUCACCGGUUGAAAGGUUAGCGAAAGUCCUCCAUCUUUGCUAUUGCCUCGUCCCUUGCUCGACGUCCAUACAGCCAAAUAAAGCACAUUAAACGCGUUGCACGUUUCAGCCAUGCAGCAGUGCGAGAACUUCUGGACAAAGCUCGGCGAAGGUUUUGUGCAGGUGUACUACAACCAGUUUGACAACACCAACAGAAUGGACCUAGUUAACCUAUACGCUGAAGGUGCAACUAUGACAUGGGAAGGAAGCUUUUACCAUGGGAGAGAAGCAAUCGGUGCCAAACUUACCAGCUUGCCCUUCCAGAAAAUUCAACACAAGAUUACAGACAAAGAUGUGCAGCCCACGGUGGAUAAUAGCAUCCUCAUUAUGGUGUUUGGACAGCUACAGACUGACAACGAUCUACCAAUGGUCUUUCAUCAAGUGUUCAUGCUGAAGGCCCAGAACGGCAACUGGGUGUGCACGAAUGACGUGUUCCGGUUGGGUAUACACAACAUAGGAGUGUAGCAGUCAACAGCGCAUCACGGCGGCGAUGUCAAUAUGGAGGGCAUUUUAAUGUUCCUCAGUGUUUGCUGAUUCUGCUAUUAAUAAUAUAUAAUGUCAUAGAGUUCCAGGCGAGUAAACGUUUCUUUUCUAGA